AUGAAAGUAAACAUUAUACUUUUAUUAACUUUUCUUAUUAACAUUGUUUUUGGUGGUUAUUGUACACAAGAAGGUUGUAACGAAACAUUAUUAGACAAAUAUUAUUCAAGAUUUAGUCAUUAUAAUAUUAGUAUUGAAGCUAUGUUAAAAGAAAAAGAAGAGUUUAAAAAACAAUAUUCACCUAAUAAUGAAUAUGGUUAUAACAAUACUAUUGAAGAAUUUGUUGCUGAAGAACUUCAAGAUCGUUUAGAUAAUAAAAUAUUCUUUGAUUAUACUGCUAAUGGUGUAUAUACUAAAUCACAAAUGCAAAAAGUAUUUAAUAAUUUAAAUUCCAAAUUUUUUGCUAAUGCACACUCACACAAUAGUGUUUCAAGUAGAACAGAUAAUGCAGUUCAUGAAGCUCGUCAACUAAUUUUAAAAAGAUUUAAUGUUACAUCAGCUGAGUAUACAGUAAUUUUUACAGCUGGUGCUACUGGUGCACUUAAAUUAAUUGGUGAAAGUUUCCCAUGGACAAAUAAUUCUAAAUUUAUGUAUUUAAGACAAAACCAUAAUAGUGUUCUUGGUAUUAGAGAAUAUGCGUUAGAACAAGGAGCAGAAUUUAAAACAGUUACUGAAGAGGAAUUAACAUCUGAAGGAUGUGAUAAUUUAUUUGAUGAAAAAUGUGAUGGAAUUCCAAAAAUACUUCGUAAACCAACAUUAACAGAAUAUCCAACUAAGGUUUAUAAUUUAUUCGCAUUCCCUGGAACUGAGAAUUUUGCAGGAGUUAAAUAUCCAUUAGAAUGGGUUAAUAAAUUUGGAAAUGAAAAAACAGGAAAGAAUAAUAAUUGGUUAGUUUUAUUAGAUGCUGCUGCAUAUCUUAGUACUGGUAGAUUAGAUCUUAGAAAAUAUCCAGCUGAUUUUGUUGUAAUGUCUUUUUAUAAAAUUAUAGGAUAUCCAACUGGACUUGGAGCUUUGUUAGUUAAAAAUGAAGUAAUGGAUUUAAUGCAAAAGAGUUUCUUUGGAGGAGGAACUGUUGUUAUGAGUGAUUGUGAUACUCAUUUUUGUUUAUUACAUGAAUCAGGAUGUCAACGAUUUGAAGAUGGAACAAUUAGUUUCUUAUCUAUUGCAUCAUUAAAAUAUGGAUUUGAACAACAAGAUCAUUUUGGAGUAGAAAAUAUUCAAAAUCAUGUUAUGUCUAUUGUUGAUUAUUUGUAUGACAAAUUAAGUAAUCUAAAACAUUCUACUGGUCUUCCUGUUUUUGAGAUUUAUGGUAAACAUGCUCAACACGAUCAUUCUAUUCAAGGCCCAAUUAUUAAUUUAAGUGUUAAAGAUGAAAAAGGCAAUUAUGUUGGAUAUUCUAUUGUUGAAAAGAAGUUAGAUGAAGCUGGUUUCCAAGUUAGAACUGGAUCUUCUUGUAAUCCAGGUGCUUGUUAUGGUUAUUUAAAUAUUACUUCAGAUGAAGUAAAGAAAUUUAGUUUAUUAAGAAAUGGAUGUGGAGAUGAACAUGAUAUCAUGGAAGGAAAGCCAUUAGGAGGUGUUCGUGUUUCAUUAGGAUAUCUUUCUACUUUUGAAGAGGCAUAUUCUUUUAUUGAAUUCUUCAAACAAAACUUCCAACAUUAA
Molecule: messenger RNA, 1599 nt
Organism: Entamoeba dispar SAW760
Lineage: Eukaryota; Evosea; Mastigamoebida; Endamoebidae
Product: molybdenum cofactor sulfurase, putative
Exons: 1
Coding region: 1-1599 (532 amino acids)
Biological process (GO): molybdopterin cofactor metabolic process
Molecular function (GO): molybdenum cofactor sulfurtransferase activity
Source: RefSeq, a predicted model, not a curated record